Molecule: messenger RNA, 1783 nt
Organism: Coregonus clupeaformis (lake whitefish)
Lineage: Eukaryota; Metazoa; Chordata; Actinopteri; Salmoniformes; Salmonidae
Product: CREB3 regulatory factor-like
Exons: 9
Coding region: 196-1632 (478 amino acids)
Biological process (GO): regulation of transcription by RNA polymerase II; response to unfolded protein
Cellular component (GO): nucleus
Molecular function (GO): DNA-binding transcription factor activity, RNA polymerase II-specific; RNA polymerase II transcription regulatory region sequence-specific DNA binding
Source: RefSeq, a predicted model, not a curated record
CGCUGUCAGAACCGCGGGACUGCGCGUUGACAGAUGACGGGGCGCGCUUCAACAUCGGAAAAUGUGACACACGGUCCAUGCAGGAGAUUAUGUGAACUCUGACCUCUGGGCGGUUGGGUGUACUGAUGAUGAGGAAGCUAACCGUUCUAAACUGUUGACCCUUCCUUCUGCCUCUGACCAGGCCCAAGCACCAUCAUGCCUCAGCCAGGUAGCAGUGGGAUGGAGCCUGUCUUCGGUGAGGCGUAUGGGACCAACGGGUUAUCUGUGACCUUAGAGCCAUUCACCAUCUCUCCUACAGGGGAAAGCACAGAGUCAGACAACUGUCCUAAGGGUGUGGUGGUGAUGUUGGGGGCCCCAGCCCUGUCCCUGUCCCUGUCCCUGUGUCGAGGCCAGCAGCCUGGAUGUGAGCUACUCAGUGAUCUCUUGGAGGACGUGAUCACUGACGACACACACACCUCUGAGCGUUGCUGGGACGUCUCGGCCUUGGAUGACAUCACACACUAUGCCAAAGGCAGCCCAGAGGGGGCGCCACCGAGCUGCGAGAGCUCCUCCGUCUCACCUGAGGGAGACAGAGAAGAACCAUGGUUAUCCCUGAGACCAAGGGGCAGGCAGCCGAGGAGCCCUACAGACCUCACACCCUGUGUGGGGUUGGGGGCUGGACACCUCCCCCUGGCUGGGAGAGAUCCAGAGUCCUGGAGCGAAGAGGCUGGAGGGCGGGAGAGUGAAGCUGGGGAAGAUCUGCAGCAGGUGGGGCAGGAAGAAGCGGUACUUAACUACUCUCUACAGAGUGAGCCAGACACUGAGUCUAGUCAAGGAACAGACAGCGACAUUGGAGAGGAAGAGGAGGAGAAGGAGGAAGAAGAUGGGAAAGAGGAAGAGGAGAACGGGAGAGAAACCAUGGAGGAAGAGAAAGGGAAGGAAGAGGAGGAGCUUCAGUCCCACGUGAGACCAAAGAAACGCCGGCGUUACUGGGAAUGUAGCCUCUUCAGUGACCUGGGGAGAGAUGGAGAGAAAGAUAGAGAGAGAGAUGAAGAAAGGGAUGAAGUUAAAUAUGAAGGGGAUAUAAUCUGGGGCCCUAGCACCCUACUCAGCACCAUGUGCCUGAAAGAGGGGACCUCCACCAAUGGUAAGCGAGGCCAGAGGAAGGCCCGUCGCACAGACGCCAGUGACCUGACCCCCAGCCCUGGGAAGCUACAGAGCCUGGGGCAGCAGCCCCACACACUCAGCUCCGCUCUGGAGGACAUGACUCCUGUCAGUGACCUGCCUGUUACUGCCAGGACCCCAACACGGAAGGAGAGGAACAAACUGGCCUCCAGAGCGUGUCGGCUGAAGAAGAAAGCCCAGCAUGAGGCCAAUAAAAUCAAACUGUGGGGUCUGAACCAGGAGUAUGAUGGCCUGUUGGGGGCGGUGCUGCAGAUUAAGGAGCUGAUCCGCCAGAGAGUGGAGAACAGAGAAGAAGACACAGAGAGAGGAUCUCUGAGAGAGAGACUGGAGGACAUUCUGAAGGAAUCAGCUGGGCCACGUGUAGCAGGGCGAGGCAAAGCAUUUGUGGAGAGGAUCUUGACGAACGCUGCCGGAAAGAGCACCAGAGAGAUUAAGGGAGAAGGAGGGUCAUCAGACCCUAGCCACUAACCUCUUCUCCCCACCAGAGUCACUAUCCCACCCCUUCUUGCUUCACUUUGCACUUUCUAACAUGGAGAGAAGAUAGGAAAGGACAGACAGACAGACAGCCAGACAGAUAGACACACAGACAGGCAGACAGGCAGACAGGCACACAGACAGG